Messenger RNA from Syngnathus typhle (broad-nosed pipefish), 2889 nucleotides. RefSeq names its product protein kinase C, eta, a (gene prkcha). Gene Ontology annotation, biological process: protein phosphorylation. Bases 276 to 2387 code for a protein of 703 amino acids. The record is from RefSeq and is a predicted model, not a curated record. Gene Ontology annotation, molecular function: ATP binding; diacylglycerol-dependent serine/threonine kinase activity. The transcript is spliced from 13 exons. NCBI's taxonomy places the organism in Eukaryota, Metazoa, Chordata, Actinopteri, Syngnathiformes, Syngnathidae.
GGUAGGGCGGUCCAACCAAGAAGUGGCAGGUGUUUUUUGGGGGAGAGCUAUGCGGAACUUGUAAGUCUCGGUCGGCGUGUAUUUGUUGUGGUUUUUUUUGUGUUGAAGUCUCAGCCCACUCGAGAGUCAAAGCAAAAGGAAGGCGGAUGUCAAGUGUCUAAACAACAAGUGCACUCAGCAUGGACACAUCGGCUUUUCGCCCGGAGACCUCCUUUAAGACCUUCUAUUGACUUCGUUCUUUCCCUUGUGAUUUGCAACUGUCUCUAGUGGCAAGCAUGAAGUUUUACGGCCACAUCCAGCUCCGAAUCGGGGAGGCGCUGGACCUGAAACCGACCACAUUUUCCCGGCGUCACUCCAAGAUUUUCAUGAAAAGCGCUUCGACCACAUUGGACCCAUACAUUGUCCUCAAGGUGGACGAUGUCAAAGUGGGUCAAACUCACACCAAACAGAAAACCAAUUCGCCGACGUACAAUGAGGACUUUUCCUUCUCCGUGCAAGACGGACAACACGUCGAACUUGCUGUCUUCAAUGAUACACCGAUCGGAUACGAUGACUUUGUGGCCAACUGCACCAUCCGCUUUGGGGACCUCACGAAGACAGCCAACACGGGCGAGUUCUUCGAGGGAUGGAAGGACUUGGAACCCGAAGGCAGCAUUUACAUCCUUAUUAAGCUUAACGGAUCUUACAUAGAUGACGAGGCCAUCGUGGAGGUAAAAAAUCACCAGGAGUUUACCAGGAAGCGUCAGGCGGCUGUAAGGCGGAAAGUCCAUCAGGUCAACGGGCACAAGUUCAUGGCCACUUACCUUCGCCAGCCCACCUUCUGUUUUCACUGCAAAAACUUCAUCUGGGGUGUUUUUGGAAAGCAGGGCUACCAGUGCCAAGUAUGUACAUGUGUGGUUCACAAACGCUGCCACGAACAUGUUGUCACCACAUGUCCACGCAUGAAGCGGUCAGAGUCUGUAAGCCCGGGCUUCAGCAUCAACGUCCCUCACCAAUUCAGGAUCCACAACUACAAGUCACCUGCUUUCUGCAACCAUUGCGGAUCGUUACUGUAUGGAAUUAUCCGGCAGGGCCUUCAAUGCAAAAUCUGUAAAAUAAAUGUUCACGUUCGAUGCGAAAACAACGUUGCGCAGAAUUGCGGCGUCGACACUGUGCAACUGGCCAAAAAGCUGGAAGAGAUGGGCAUACAUGCUGCAGAACUCGCCGAAAGAAACAUCCAAAGAGUAUGUCCAUUUUCUAAAUCCAUUAACCAGAUAUUCUGCUUCACCGUAGUGAGUUUUUCUUCUUCCCUUUCGCCUUUACAGUUCAGUUCAAGUAAAGUCAAAGAGCCUGCCGAAAGGAGGAAGAGUGUGAGAAAUCAACCAGAGAUCCCUCAAUAUGGCAUUUCCGACUUCACUUUCCUUCAAGUGCUCGGCAAGGGUAGCUUCGGAAAGGUCAUGCUUGCUAGACUCAACAACAAAGAUCGGGUUUUCGCAGUCAAGGUGCUGAAAAAAGACAUCAUCUUGCAGGACGAUGAUGUGGAGUGUACCAUGACUGAAAAGAGAGUGCUGUCACUAGCUACCUUUCACCCGUUUCUCACAAAACUAUACUGCUGCUUCCAGACUCAGGACCAUCUCUUCUUCGUGAUGGAGUUUGUAAAUGGUGGCGAUCUGAUGUUCCACAUUCAAAAGUCCAGAAGAUUUGAUGAGAACCGGGCUUGUUUCUACACGGCGGAGAUCACGUCGGCUCUCAUGUUCCUGCAUGGUAAAGGCAUCAUCUAUCGGGAUCUAAAGCUGGAUAAUGUUCUCCUUGACAAGGAUGGCCAUUGUAAACUGGCAGACUUUGGGAUGUGCAAAGAAGGCAUCUAUGAAGGUGUCGGAGCGCGAACCUUCUGCGGUACCCCUGAUUACAUUGCCCCUGAGAUCCUUCAGGAGAUUGUGUACGGGGCCUCCGUUGAUUGGUGGGCGCUCGGGGUGCUCCUUUACGAAAUGCUGCAGGGCCACGCGCCCUUUGAGGCGGAAAAUGAAGACGAGCUGUUUGAGGCCAUCCUCAAGAAAGAAGUUACCUAUGCCCCUUGGCUCAGUGCCGAGUCAGUGGCUAUCCUCAAAGCUUUCCUGACCAAAAAUCCAGACAAACGCCUAGGUUGUGUGCAAUCAGAGGGUGGAGAAAUUGCUGUGACCAGCCAUGCCUUUUUCAGAAACAUUAGCUGGGAAAUGCUGAAUCGUAGAGCCAUAGAGCCACCAUUCAAGCCCAAGAUAAAAACGCCAGAAGACGUCAACAACUUUGACCCGGAUUUUACGAGGGAAGAGCCCACCCUCACGCCGAUCGAUGACUCGCCGAUGUCCAACGUCAAUCAGGAUGAGUUUGAAGACUUUUCAUACACUUCACCUGAGUUGCUGGAAGACUAAGCUUCCUCGCCGGUCUGGUGAUCAACAUGCGGUUUCAAUCUUUGCCCUCGACAGUUCUCGGCCGUACAGUAUGACUGUUACAUUCCCCUCAGACGAGCGUGUCGGAUCAAUCAGACACGAAGUCAAAUGGCAUUUUGUUUGGAUUACAAUAUGGUAUGACAGACUUGUACAUGUUUUUUUUUUCUUAAUUGUUUUGCCAAAAUGUAUGUAUGUGUUUUUUGUACUGUUUGAUGAGCUCACGUUGUUAUGGUACAGUGUUUUGAUUCAGCAAAUUGGGCAGACUUCCUUCUUUUUUUUUUUUUUUUAAACUGGACUUCCAGCAAUUUCCAGACAAAUGGCCUUAGUUUGUGCAAUCUUUUAUUUCUUGUGACACACAUAACUGGAAAAAAAAUCCCCUCAAACCACUCCCAUUGUCUAAAUAAAAGUAAAAUUUAUAUCGAUGUUUGAAGCUUAAAGCUAGCACUAUACUUGAAUAAAAAAAUGAAGGUACUAUGUUGGUAAA